Messenger RNA from Tupaia belangeri chinensis (Chinese tree shrew), 2774 nucleotides. RefSeq names its product DnaJ heat shock protein family (Hsp40) member B5 (gene DNAJB5). The record is from RefSeq and is a predicted model, not a curated record. The coding region runs from base 1 to 1263 and encodes 420 amino acids. NCBI's taxonomy places the organism in Eukaryota, Metazoa, Chordata, Mammalia, Scandentia, Tupaiidae. The transcript is spliced from 4 exons. Gene Ontology annotation, cellular component: cytosol. Gene Ontology annotation, molecular function: protein-folding chaperone binding.
AUGUUUAAGCGCACAGUGCUCUCCUGCCCACCCCCAGCAGCACCCCCACUACAGGCCCGAGGAGCUUUCCGGAGCUUCCCACACUUCUGGGGAGAAGACUUCUUAGCCAGCUUGAUGUUUAAAAUUCAGCUGGAGCCCUUAAAACUUCGAGCGUGGACGCUGAAUGGGUUUGUAAAGUUUCGAAACAAGGAGACCAGCGCUGGUCCAGUGGCUGUGAUGGGAAAAGAUUAUUACAAGAUUCUUGGGAUCCCAUCGGGGGCCAAUGAGGAUGAGAUCAAGAAAGCCUAUCGGAAGAUGGCCUUGAAGUACCAUCCAGACAAGAACAAAGAACCCAAUGCAGAGGAGAAGUUUAAGGAGAUUGCAGAGGCCUAUGAUGUGCUGAGUGACCCUAAGAAACGGGGCCUAUAUGACCAGUACGGGGAGGAAGGCCUGAAGACCGGCGGUGGGACAUCAGGUGGCUCCACUGGCUCCUUUCACUACACCUUUCAUGGGGACCCCCAUGCCACCUUUGCUUCCUUCUUUGGUGGCUCCAAUCCCUUCGAUAUCUUCUUUGCCAGCAGCCGCUCCACUCGGCCCUUCAGUGGCUUUGACCCAGAUGACAUGGAUGUGGAUGAAGAUGAGGAUCCAUUUGGCGCCUUUGGCCGCUUUGGCUUCAAUGGGCUGAGCAGGGGUCCAAGGCGAGCCCCAGAACCACUAUAUCCUCGGCGCAAAGUACAGGACCCCCCUGUGGUGCAUGAGCUGCGGGUGUCCCUGGAGGAGAUCUACCAUGGCUCCACCAAGCGCAUGAAGAUCACAAGGCGGCGCCUCAACCCUGAUGGGAGAACUGUGCGUACUGAGGACAAGAUCCUGCACAUUGUCAUCAAGCGCGGCUGGAAGGAGGGCACCAAGAUCACCUUCCCCAAAGAGGGCGAUGCCACGCCUGACAACAUCCCUGCUGAUAUCGUCUUUGUGCUCAAAGACAAGCCCCAUGCACACUUCCGCCGAGACGGCACCAACGUGCUCUACAGUGCCCUGAUCAGCCUCAAGGAGGCGCUGUGUGGCUGCACCGUGAACAUUCCCACCAUUGAUGGCCGAGUGAUCCCUUUGCCCUGCAACGAUGUCAUCAAGCCGGGCACUGUGAAGAGACUUCGUGGGGAGGGCCUUCCCUUCCCCAAGGUGCCCACUCAGCGGGGAGACCUCAUUGUCGAGUUCAAAGUUCGCUUCCCAGACAGAUUAACACCACAGACACGACAGAUCCUUAAGCAGCACCUACCCUGUUCCUAGGCUCUGCCCCAACUUGUCCAGAGUCUACCACAGCAAUACCCCCCCACACUCACCCACCCAACGUGCACCCAGCUUGAUGUCCACUGGACACUGGCAACUUUUUCUAAAAUGCAAAAAAAGCCACUGGUUUUCAGGAAAAUGUUCCUGUCCCUGACCUUUUCAGAGCUGGGCUGCCUUGGGGAGUGGGAGGGAUGUGGGGAGAGCUAGCCCAGGCCAGGGGUCAAUUUUCCUGUGUCACUAGCUUUGAAUCCAGUUUCCACUCCAGUGGCUGGAGAGUGACCUGAGUGCUACUUGAAGAUAUAGAGAUUCCUUGUCCACGCCUGUAAAUAGCAUGUCCUCCUUCCCCUCUCAGCUUUGCUAAUACCUUUCCUCUCCCUUCCCUUUGCUUUCCCACCCCCACCCCAGGUCCACAGUGUCCAGGGUUCUUGCACACAUAUUCACGCACACCAAGCACUCACCUAGAGCUGUCUGUGCCUCUCCUGGAGAAAGGAGAGAAAAGGAGAUAGGAAGGGAAGGUCCACAACCCGUGAACAGGGCCACUGAGCACGAGACACUUUUCAUUUGGGGUAGGAGCUGAACCUCAUGGCUUCCCUGACAGCUGCCCUGCCUACCCUACUACUCUCAGGAGUAUUCAAGGGUGGAGGGAGGGGAAGGGGGACCUGAGGCAGUAAGGCUAAGAGGUGGGGCAGGGCCCUUCUCCCAGCCUUCAUCAGGAAGAGAAAGGCUUUGGGGUCAGGUGGCAGCUAUUCUCCACCAAGAGAUUCAGGGUCACAGGUUUCUCCCCACAUCUCUGAACUCAGGGCCUAGCCACUCCCCAACUUCCAAAUCCCACUUUUGUGACAUGUGAAGCUACUUAUUUCUUACCCUUCUUAGCGGCUUCCUGGGGAAUUUCUAGCCCUUUUAUGCCUGUAUGAACCCACCCCACUCCCACAGUUGUAUAAAGGUGUAAUAGUGAAGGAGCUGGGGGAAGACUGCUUCGGCCAGGUCCUGGGGUGGGGUCUUUAGAUUUUCUCACUUUGACAAGCCCCCGAAUGUUUUUAUAGUAGUUUUUUUGUAUUUUUUUGUAAUGACAGUAUUAUGAAAAAAUAAAAUAUUUUAAAAAUAAUGGCAUCUAAGCAGGGGCAAUGAACCUAGUAUGGGGGCGGGUGUGCAAUGCCUCUGUCAGCCUCCCUCCAGGGCCCUGGUCACCUUGAGAAGCCUGAGCAGCUCUCAAUCUAAGCCGAAGCUGACCCCUUCAUUCUUCUGAGCCCAGACUCCUGGGAUUUCCAAAACACGCACCCCAAACACAGCAAACACAGAAUAUGCCACUCAGCUAUUAGAAGAAACAGAUCUAUUGGGGAAGGAAAACUUUCAUAAUAAGAAAUAUACCAUUCUCUUCAGAUGUGCUAGCAUGAGAAUUAAUAGAUUUUCUCUUGUCUAAGUUUUCUCUUUGAGUGAGAGAAACGUCCUUCUCAGGAGGGGAUGAAGGAGGAAUUUCUGACAGACUGGAAGAGACACAUCCCCAAAGACAG